GAGAUUUCCAUCCCUAUCAUGACUACUACCGCCACUUUAUCCCCAGUGUUUUGUGCAGUCUGUCCGCAUUCGGAUCCAGAACCGCAGCUUCAAGAAAUCGGUUACAUCACUGCACCGACAUCUUAAACCGUUGAGCUCGGGGCAAACCCCCCAUUGAACUUCUCCUCUUCAUUCUGAAAAAGAGACAAGAGCGAGUUUGUGUCUUCUUCAUCAGUAGCAAGUAGUUUCAACAAAUUCAACGAUAUCAUGAGCUCCGUGAAUGGGACUAAGCCCGCAGUGGUCUGCGUAUUCUGCGGCUCCGUCUCCGGCACCAACCCACGCCACAUGGAAGCCGCACGCCAACUCGCGCACGAAUUCCACAUGAACAACAUCCACCUGGUGUACGGCGGCGGCACAGCAGGUCUAAUGGGCACGAUAGCCCGUGAACUGGUCAAACUCUCCGGCCCGCAAGCCGUGCACGGCGUGAUCCCGCGCGCAUUAGUAAAGGUAGAACCGGGGUACGACAAUGCAACGGAGCAUCCCGCAGACACAGACCCAAAUGCAGGAGUCCAGCAAGCGCGGUCCGGCAAGGACGCGGAGAGAAUCAUCCCAGCCGCUAGUACUACUACCACUACCAAUGGCACUACUACGAAGACAAAGGAGUCUAUGUUCAAGGAAUCCGAGUACGGGACGACCACGAUCGUGGCGGAUAUGCAUGCGCGAAAGCGGCUUAUGGCGACUAAGGUGCAGGAGGGAGGGCCUGGGAGUGGGUUUGUGGCGUUGGCCGGGGGGUUCGGGACGAUUGAGGAGGUGAUGGAGAUGACGACGUGGAAUCAGUUGGGGAUUCAUGGGGCUGGGGUGGUGGUGGUUAAUGUGGAUGGGUAUUGGGAUGGGGUUUUAGCGUGGGUGAGGAAGGCCGUGCAGGAGGGGUAUAUUGGGGAGGAGAAUGGGGGGAUUCUCGUCGAGGUGAAUGAUGUUAAGGAUGUUUGGCCAAUGUUGAAGGGAUAUAGGGUUAGUAAUGGGAGGAUGAGGUUAAAUUGGGGGGAGGAAUAGGCGAUAUCUAAUUAGUAGUUAGUAGCAAGGUUAGUUGUAGAUGUGGUCGAGCCGAGUUAGGUUUUAUAUAUAGAUGGUAUCAGGUGUGGGAAACGUAAUAUUAUUC
Molecule: messenger RNA, 1138 nt
Organism: Aspergillus neoniger CBS 115656
Lineage: Eukaryota; Fungi; Ascomycota; Eurotiomycetes; Eurotiales; Aspergillaceae
Product: LOG family protein
Exons: 2
Coding region: 247-1032 (261 amino acids)
Biological process (GO): cytokinin biosynthetic process
Cellular component (GO): cytosol
Molecular function (GO): hydrolase activity, hydrolyzing N-glycosyl compounds
Source: RefSeq, a predicted model, not a curated record